Molecule: messenger RNA, 735 nt
Organism: Gorilla gorilla gorilla (western lowland gorilla)
Lineage: Eukaryota; Metazoa; Chordata; Mammalia; Primates; Hominidae
Product: procathepsin L-like
Exons: 4
Coding region: 1-456 (151 amino acids)
Biological process (GO): proteolysis
Molecular function (GO): cysteine-type peptidase activity
Source: RefSeq, a predicted model, not a curated record
AUGGAUAAUCCCUUCCGGUAUGUUCAGGAGAACAGAGGCCUGGACUCUGAGGCAUCCUAUCCAUGUGAAGGAAAGGUUAAAACCUGUGGGUACAAUCCCAAGUAUUCUGCUGCUAAUGACACUGGCUUUGUGGACAUCCCUUCACGGGAGAAGGACCUGGCGAAGGCAGUGGCAACUGUGGGGCCCAUCUCUUUUGCUGUUGGUGCAAGCCAUGUCUCCUUCCAGUUCUAUAAAAAAGGAAUUUAUUUUGAGCCACGCUGUGACCCUGAAGGCCUGGAUCAUGCUAUGCUGCUGGUUGGCUACAGCUAUGAAGGAGCAGACUCAGAUAACAAUAAAUAUUGGCCGGUGAAGAACAGCUGGGGUAAAAACUGGGGCAUGGAUGGCUACAUAAAGAUGGCCAAAGACUGGAGGAACAACUGUGGAAUUGCCACAGCAGCCAGCUACCCCACUGUGUGAGCUGAUGGAUGGUGAUGAGGAAGAACUUGACUGAGGAUGGCACAUCCAAAGGAGGAAUUUAUCUUCAGUCUACCAGCCCCUGCUGUGUGGAAUGCACACUUCAAUCAUUGAAGAUCCAAGUGUGAUUGGAAUUCUGAUAUUUUCACACUGGUAAAUGUUACCUGUAUUUUAAUUACUGCUAUAAACAUGUUUGUAUUAUUGAUUCACUUACUUUGUAUUUUCAUUUUAAAAGGAUAUAUACAAUUUUACCUGUUUAAAUAAACUGUAAUUUCAAAUGUA